Closterium sp. NIES-65 is the source of this 2604-nucleotide messenger RNA. NCBI's taxonomy places the organism in Eukaryota, Viridiplantae, Streptophyta, Zygnematophyceae, Desmidiales, Closteriaceae. The record is from the annotation of a GenBank genome assembly.
AUGCAUAGAAACUGUUCCUCAAGGUCCGCAUUUUGUUUCCAGUUUCUCGUCUUCACCUUCCUCAUUCCACUGUCAUCCGCAAUCUCACACAAACAGGGACCGCUUCACAAGCGGCUGGAGGCGGUAUGCGCAGGGUACGCGCUGCACCACCUCCUGUCCUCCAAGCUGCCUGCCGGCGUUCCGAAUACCAGCGCCGCGUAUUCCCAGCAGCAAACCCAGCAGCGGCCGUUGCGCCUGGCUGUGUUAUGGCUGCCGGAUCGAGCCAUGCCGCACGCCACGCUCAACCACGUGCUGGGCCCUCUGCCUCCCCCAAGUGCGCUCGGCGCCGCGCAAAGCGGCAGCCAGCAGGGCGAGCAUGCGCAGGAGUCGCCGUCGUUCCCGCCGGAUGUGUCGGACGAAGCCCUCGUGCUGCAGCACCACCCAAGCUGGCUCAACUCGCCGCUCUAUACCUACGGGACUCUUGACUCGAGAAUCCCUCAGCCGAUAUCUCAAGAGCAGCUGCAGCAGCAACAGCAAAAACUUUUUGGCACGUUCUCCCCUUCCUCCUCCCACCCGCUUCCCUCCGCGCAUCGGCCUCGCCGCCUGCGCGUCGGCUUUUUCCUCUCCGCCUCCCUUCCCCCAAUGGCCGCCACUCUUGCUGACGUGGAGGAUUCCCAGCUCUACACUUCCCUCCAGCGCUGCUACAGCCUGCUACAGCCGUCCACAGCCGUGCAGGAGCUGAUAGCCAAGGAGAACAUGACACGUGUCCAACAGAGCACAGCGGUUUAUAUGGAGCCUGUAGCGCUCUCCCCUAAAUCCCCCCUUUGCACCGGGUGCGACCCUAAAUUUACGGUCAACUGCACGGCUCGCCGCCUCAUGUGGUUUUUUCUCGGGCAGCCCGACGGCGACGUUACGGUGGCAGGUUUCUGGCCGUCGCAGGCGCUGGCUGUGGCGCACACCUUCCACCCAUCCCGCCAACCGCACCUUCUCCGCGCAACCCUGCGCCGCUCCGCCCUCUGCCGCCCCAACCCCGCGUGGGGGGAACCGCUCCCUCCGCCGAUCGUCCCCGCGGAACCAACUCCGCGGGAGAUCGCUGAGCGGGGAUGGUUGGGAAAGCUAGGCUGGUUUGACAGGCGGCUGGAAAUUAGCGGAGGGGGAGGCGGAACCAGUGGGGCACGAGGCGCCGGGGGGAUAGGGUUUGGUAGCGGCGGGAGUGAGAGUGCGGAGCAAGGAGCGCGGGGAGUGGGCGCAUGGAUAGAGUGCGCGCAACUAGAAGCGGCGGAGCUGUUUGCGCUGUCUGCUGCGCGGGGGCUCAUUCACCUGCAGCACUCCCCCCAAGCGGACCUCAUCCGCGCGCAGGCCUCCGCCAAAGGCAGAACCCCCCUUGUGCAUGACGUGCUGGUCGCCCCGGAGAGCUUUCCGCGGAGAGCGGGGGGCGCGCCAACGGCAGCGGAGGGGAGCAGCGGGGAGGAGGGCGGGGAGGGGAGCGGGGAGGGGGGCUCAAGCGCGGAGCGCGGAGUGUUUGAGGUGGAGCGCGGGCUGUGCCAUGCGCCGCCUAUGGUGCCUAUCAACAAGCACCGCAUUGGGAAGCAGCUGAUCGUGGAUGACACAGUGGGCAUGGUGUACUGUGCAGUGCAACACGGUGGGCAUGGUCUACUGUGCAGUGCAGAAGGUGGGUUGCACCAGCUGGAAGACGUCACCCGAACCGACUACACCAGGUUCGUGUUCGUCCGGCAGCCCUUCACCAGAAUCGUAUCUGCGUAUCUCAACAAGCACGUGGCGGGCGGCGGGCCGGACGGGUUCGGGCGGCAGUUCUGGACGAGAAAGUUUUUCGGGCAGCUGUGGGCGCUGCGGGCGUUGGACGGGCUCAGAUUCCGGGCAAACGAAGGAAAUUCGUCUGCUGGAGGGGCGGAAGGGGGCGAAGGGGUAGCAGCAGCAGGAGCAGCGGCAGCAGCAGCAGAAGUGGGGGUUGGGACGAAGAGCGGCAGCUGGUGGGGAGUGUGGAAGGACAAGAUAGAGAUGGAGAUGGGGCGUCUGCUGUCGUUUGAGGAGUUUGUGCGACUGCUGGGGGAUGCCUGGGACGAGGACAGGCGCUGGUUCCUGGAUGAGCACAUUGCCCCUCAGGACAGGCGCUGGUUCCUUGACGAGCAUAUUGCCCCCCAGGUACCGCGCUUGCUCCCUUCUCCCUUGCCCCUGAGAUCAGAACCCCCUUCCCAAUGCUCCACCUCCCUCUGUCCCUCUGCUUCCCUCUCUAACUCCUCCCCCCGCAACCCACAGAACAUCCUGUGUGGGCUGGACCGCAUACGCUACGACUACGUGGGGCGCUUUGAGAGCAUGGACGCGGACGUGAAGGCCCUCAUGCACCGCUUUGGGAGGGACCCGGGCGACGCCUUUGACUUUGGCAAGAAGAUCCACCCCACCAAGUCCAGAGACCAGCUGCAGCAGAUGUUCAGUAAUAAGGAGACGUACGACAUUGUGAGGCGAGUGUACGGCAUGGACAUGCACGCACCCUUGAACAACAUCUCCUACGACCCUCCUGAGGAGCUCAGCAGAAUCUACGAAGUGGGGGCUGCUGGGCAGGCGGGCAGCGGAGGCCUCCUGGACUCUAAGAGUGCGGGCAGGUGA